AUGAAGAAAAACAUUAAAGAAAAUGUCUCAGAAUAUCAACUAAAAUUGAUAAAGAAAAUCAUGCUCACUUUGUGCUGGAUCCUAGCAUUGUUUGUCAGCGGGGCAGAAGUUAGAGAGAUUUACUUGCCAGGAUGUUCCCAUGUCGAACCUCAAAUAUGGUAUCGUGCAAUUAGUGAUGAGGAGUUUGUUUUACAAUGUGCUUUACCAGAUAGAGAUGCUACCCACAUUUAUAACAACUCACUCCUAAAACAACAUCAGGUGGAAUGGUUCUGGCAUCAGAAAGGUAAAGAGCCACUGAAGGCUAUCAAGGGAAGCUCUAAUCCUGCUCUCCAAGGUGAUGCACUUUGGUUUAAACCAGUAAGGGACAAUGCUUCCGGAGUGUACAUCUGCAUGAUACGGGAAAAAAUCCCAUGUCUCAAAAUUGUUUUGGAGGUUCAAACAAAGAAGGUGGCAAAAUGUUCAGGUUAUGACACAAAUAUGCUAUAUCUUCUUGCUGCCAAUGGGAAUUCAAUAACCUGUCCUGGGACAAAAUGCUACAGCCAUGUAAAAAAGACAGAUGUAAAAUGGUACAAGGAUGGUCAUCAGAUAAAACAUAGGAAAAGCAGACAAAGUCUAAAGCUUAAGCCUAAUGAAAUCUACUUGAAUCCAACCUAUGACAGAGAUGCUGGAAUAUAUGUGUGUGAUUACACUCUGUAUGACAACACUACCAAGUGGACAAUGAGAACAGCAGUAACAGUAGAAGUCAUUGAAAAAAACACUAUCCAUCCACCAAACUUCUUGUAUCCCAAUGGUGUGGUGAUCCUUGAAGCAGAGCUUGGAAAGCCACUUGAAUUGGAAUGCCGUGUACAGUUCGGGUUUGAAAGAGUUUCUCUGAUGAGGGUAACAUGGAAAAGAAACAACAAGGAAAAUAUAAGUGAGAAAUUGAAUCAGGAAACAAGCAUUUAUUCAAAAGGUUUAAAGGGGCACACACUUCUUCAUGUUGCGAAACUGAAAGAGGUUACCGAAAGGGACCUCAGAAGCAACUUCACAUGCUUUGCUGAGAAUUCGGUGGGGAAUGCCACUGCUGUGAUCCAGCUGAAAAGAAAGCAGAGAGUGUUUCUUUUAUAUGUACUGUGCAGUGCCAUUUCUACUCUCUUUGUAUUCCUUUUGUGCACUGCCUUCAUUUACCAGCACUGGAUUGAAAUAGUGCUGAUGUACCGAAGUUAUCUGGUCCACAACGAAACUACAGGAGAUGGCAAAGAGUUUGAUGCAUUUGUGUCCUAUGCAAAACUAGACUCUUCUGAAAGUGACUCUACUUUAAUUAGUGAGGAAAAAUUUGCCCUGGAGCUUCUUCCAGACAUACUGGAAAAUAAAUAUGGAUACAAGUUAUGCAUUCUUGAAAGAGAUAUUCUUCCAGGAGGAGCAUACACAGAUGAAGUUGUUACAGCUAUUAAACAAAGCAGACGAGCAAUAAUUAUUUUGAGCCCAGCCUACGUCAGUGGACCAAGCAUCUUUGAACUGCAGGCAGCAGUGAACUGUGCAUUGGAAGACAAAAGGAUCAAGCUGGUAUUAAUAAAGUUCCAGGCUUUCCAAGAGCCAGAGACUUUGCCUCCAGUAGUGAAGAAAGCUCUUCGGAUUUUACCAGUCAUUACCUGGAAGACUUCUAUUUCUGCUGCUCCAAACAAGAAGUUCUGGAAAUAUAUGCAUUACCACAUGCCAGUGAAAACUACUAAGAUGUUGGGAAAUUGUAGCCUAAAGGGCUUUUUCCAAAGGUUAUUCAGCCUGGUAUAUCGAUAGCAGAAAUUUCGUAGAGGGAUGACAGCAGGGUCAGGAAUGGUGACGUGAUUGUAAAAGACCUUUUCUACAUCAGCUGACUGCUGUGGACUGUCACUGCGGUCAGCAAUAGCUCACUCCAAAACAGUGAGGACUGCAGUGUGACACUGCUGCAACCCCACAGUGAAACUAAGUGGCACUGUGCACAAGUAAAUGUGAGCUAUCUUGCAUAACUUAUUAUUUUAUUAUUUUUUUAUUAUAUUUAUUAUGUUAUUUUGCUGUGAUGUUGAGACAUACAUGUGAAUGUUUUGUUCUUUGCAUUGUAUUUCUCCUGGAAUAUUUUUAUACUUUUUUUGUAGAAAAGAUUAAAAAAGGGAACUCCAGAGGAAGCUUGCAGUUUAAUUUUCCUGUGCAGUCUAGUGGGACAAAUUCAAACUCUUUAAACAAGUUAUCUCCUCCUGUGGGAGCACCAAGGAAGCACCAUGGGACACUGCUAUAACUGGGUAUGCCGAAGAGGUUGAGAAAAGGAGC
Harpia harpyja (harpy eagle) is the source of this 2283-nucleotide messenger RNA. RefSeq names its product interleukin 18 receptor accessory protein (gene IL18RAP). The record is from RefSeq and is a predicted model, not a curated record. The coding region runs from base 1 to 1776 and encodes 591 amino acids. Gene Ontology annotation, molecular function: interleukin-1 receptor activity; interleukin-18 receptor activity. The transcript is spliced from 10 exons. Lineage: Eukaryota; Metazoa; Chordata; Aves; Accipitriformes; Accipitridae. Gene Ontology annotation, biological process: interleukin-18-mediated signaling pathway.